AUGACGUUCCAAGCGAAGCCUGUCUUGACCUUCGGCGACGCCGAAAUCUUUGUGGUGAACACGUUCCUGCAAGUUGGACCACGGCUGUCCAUCGAUGUCCACAGCAGCUUUUCUGAGCCUGUGAAGAUCUCGAACGCAGCGCACGAGGACGUGCCGAGCGAGAUUUUCGAGGAGGAUUUCCCCGUGAUGCCCUGGCGGACGUAUGACUCCUAUGAAGAGAACUGUGAUGAAGAUUUCUUGGAACCUAUGAUGAACAAGGUGUCCACCUUGGAGUACUUCGAGAAGGUACAAGCCUUCGAACGGGGAGAAAUGGAGAAGGUGGCUACCUUUGACUGGUAUGAGGAUGCUCCAUUGACACCAUGUCCUGUAGCUCCAUAUGGCCCACCCAUGGACAAGGUUUCUACCUUUGAUUGGCUUGAGGAUUCCCCCCUACCCCAGCGACCUGUGAUCAUGAAACCUGUGGAACCUGGAGUGUGUCCGCCAGUGGGUGGCUUGUGCGACGCUCAAAAGUCGGAGGAGAUCUCCACGGCUGGCACCGCCACAUCGGCCACAUCGGGCGGCCCGGGAGAGACCGUAGAGGUGCCUUUGGUGGCGACCAGCAAAGGUGGAAAGGAGCUGAUUCGAUGGAGAGUGGAUGGCCGAAAACUCGAAACCCAGGAGAAACAAAUUCUUUCCCCGGAAUUUGAAUUGAAACUUCCAGGUCUCGGCGCGUCGGCAUUUCGUUUGAUGAUCUUGGCCAAGGAGACGCGCGGCAAGGGCGGCCGGGGCUUCUUGAAGGCCAAGGGCUGUGGCCGGUUGUUCAUCAAAUGUGCGGACUCAUCGUUGCCGGAAGGAGUGGCGCCCAUGGCAUUUCGAGUUACAGUGGGUCCUGGCAGGGAGCGAGAUCUACCAUCACAUCAGUUUUCUCAGCACUCUUGCUGCCCCCUCCAGGAAAACAAGGGGAGUUGGGAUCUCCUUUCAAUGCUCGAUGCAACCAAGCGCUUAGAAGUGUCAGUUCAGGUCCUUUGA
Messenger RNA from Cladocopium goreaui, 1008 nucleotides. NCBI's taxonomy places the organism in Eukaryota, Dinophyceae, Suessiales, Symbiodiniaceae. The record is from the annotation of a GenBank genome assembly.